AGAACAAUGAAAGACACAGUCGUCAAAGGAUCUCUCAAGUUGAAAAAAGUAUCGACAGAAGCGCCAAAGAAGACUAAAAAGAGUAAGCCAGCUAUGGACUUGAAGCAAGUUGACAUGACGAUCAGAAGAGAUUCCAGAAACACUUCCGGCGGUGGGCCACACAAAACCGAGGCUGAGCUUCGGUUCGAGGCUAGAAGACAGGCGAACAUGGCGGAAAGAAUGCUGAAACAGGCGGCGUUGAGUCAUCGUGAAAAGGUGGAGAAGUUGAACAAGCAGCUCGGCGAGAUGACAGAAUUCAACGACAUUCCAAAAGUUUCCUGGACGAAAUAAUAAUAAUAAUCUCUCUCUCUCUCUCUCUCUCUCUCUCUCUCUGUACUUUACUUGAAUCAUUUGUGCAUAACUGUCAAUAAAUCUUUUUUGGUUUUUUUGCUCCAAAAUGUAUAUUUUCCUUGAUUAAUUCGUGAAUUUUCGUAGCUUGAAAAUCCUGUACUUCUAAUAAAAUGCCAUGGCCACG
Messenger RNA from Caenorhabditis elegans, 514 nucleotides. It is a transcript of the gene tass-1, whose product is annotated as Protein FAM32A. The record is from RefSeq and is marked reviewed. The coding region runs from base 7 to 330 and encodes 107 amino acids. The transcript has 3 exons. Lineage: Eukaryota; Metazoa; Nematoda; Chromadorea; Rhabditida; Rhabditidae.